AUGGGAAGUGCACAGAUCUCAACCCCAUACACUCUCCGAAACCACCGCCCCGGCGAUAUAGGCUGGAUAAUCCACCGACACGGAGUCCUCUACAACAAAGAAUACGACUGGGACGAGCGUUUCGAGGCCCUUGUCGCCGGUGUCGCAUCAGACUUCAUCAAAAACUACGAUCCGCAAGUUGAACGUUGCUGGAUUGCGGAGAGAUAUGGAGAAUUCCUCGGAUCCAUAAUGCUAGUCAAGGACGCUUCAAAGGAAGAUGUCGCAAAAACCCGUCUCUCAUUAGUAGAGCCCACUGCGCGUGGGCUUGGCUUAGGUCGUGCAUUGGUGCGUCAGUGUAUCCAGUUUGCGAGAGAAGUGGGUUAUUCACGGAUUGGGUUGUGGACUCAGAGUUCUUUGGUUUCUGCGAGGCAUAUCUAUGCUGGUGAAGGAUUUGUACAUGUUGAGUCGGAGGAUCAUGAUUCGUUUGGAAUCAAGUUGACUGGAGAGCUUUGGGAGUUACAGCUAUAG
Messenger RNA from Penicillium angulare, 507 nucleotides. Its product is annotated as GNAT family N-acetyltransferase. The record is from RefSeq and is a predicted model, not a curated record. Lineage: Eukaryota; Fungi; Ascomycota; Eurotiomycetes; Eurotiales; Aspergillaceae. The coding region runs from base 1 to 507 and encodes 168 amino acids. Gene Ontology annotation, molecular function: N-acetyltransferase activity. The transcript has a single exon.